Molecule: messenger RNA, 1052 nt
Organism: Gymnodraco acuticeps
Lineage: Eukaryota; Metazoa; Chordata; Actinopteri; Perciformes; Bathydraconidae
Product: bone morphogenetic protein 7-like
Exons: 5
Coding region: 24-653 (209 amino acids)
Biological process (GO): SMAD protein signal transduction; BMP signaling pathway
Cellular component (GO): extracellular region
Molecular function (GO): growth factor activity; cytokine activity
Source: RefSeq, a predicted model, not a curated record
AUUGACCAUCCGGCCCAUACACCAUGUCCUUUACGUUUACUGUCAUGACGAUGCUCCUGUGCUCUUCAAUGGUGUUUGCAUUUGUCUUGCUGCCAUCCGAGGAAGUUUCUGCUGCCCCUGCGAACUCUCCUGUCUCGCAGCACAGGUGCUCGGGGGGGUCAUUGCAGUCAAUCAGACAGAGUCUCCUCGAGGGCCUCAACUUGCAGGCUGAGCCACAGCUGCCUGCUGGUGGGCUGGACGGUAUCGGAGAGAAAUGGAGGACCACCUUCGGCUCUAUUGCUCACAGAGUGAAGGACAAUGGUGUUCCAGUGGCCUCUGGCAACUCCGUGUCCCCUGAUGGUGGAAACAGUACAGACCUGAAGUGCUGUUCCAUGGCCUCUGAGAUCUUCAUGAAAGAUCUGGGCUGGGAAAACUGGAUUAUCCAUCCUGCCAGCCUGACCAUCGUCAAGUGUGCACUCUGCAACCCCGCAGGGCACCCUGUGCAAUGUCCACCAUCCCAAACCACUCAGGUGCCAUGUUGUCAGCCCACCUCCCUCCAAAUGGUGCCUGUUCUCUAUGUGGAUGAGUUCAGCACCCUCAUCAUCUCCUCCGUGCAGCUGGCCAGCAGCUGCGGGUGUGGGCCUAGUAACCUCCAGCAGCCAGGCACAAAGUAAAGUUUGUUUUAUAGUCUUGUGUAUGUGAACCACCUGGUGCACACACACACACAAAAUACAGAAAACUUAGUGAUACAUUAUAUGCAGGCCUAUCUUCUCUCUAUAGACUUAUCUUAGAUCCUUUCAGUGUGUAUUCAGCACCGAGUGUGGGAACCAAAGCAAAGUCUCUCUCAGUUUUGCAUUCCUGUUUCUCCUUUCAAACAAGAAUGUGCCAGCACAAAUCUGAUCAUUUUUUUAUUUUAGAGGUUAACUGCCAAUGAUUAUUAUGAUGAUGAUAAUAAUGAUACUGCAGACCCAUCAAAAAUGCAUUUCUGUAGAUAAGUCCAACUAUUUCUUUUGCGCCAAGAGCUGCAGAGAGCUGGAGGCGAAACACUGCCAGCUAAUCUUUAAAUACAUCUU